Molecule: messenger RNA, 1636 nt
Organism: Acanthochromis polyacanthus (spiny chromis)
Lineage: Eukaryota; Metazoa; Chordata; Actinopteri; Pomacentridae
Product: lysophosphatidic acid receptor 6-like
Exons: 1
Coding region: 64-921 (285 amino acids)
Biological process (GO): positive regulation of Rho protein signal transduction; phospholipase C-activating G protein-coupled receptor signaling pathway
Cellular component (GO): membrane
Molecular function (GO): lysophosphatidic acid receptor activity
Source: RefSeq, a predicted model, not a curated record
UACUGAGUGGUGUGCGAAGGUACAGCUUUCACUCAAGAACAUUGCUUUUCUCUAAAAGCCGACAUGAACACCACCACUGAGGAGGUGGGGGAGCUACAGGUGGUAAAGUCACUGCAGGUGUACGCUGUGCUCUUUGGCUGCAUCAUGGCCCUUGGUCUGCCUCUCAACGCUGUUUCUCUGUGGAUUCUGCUUCGUCGCCACAGCCUCAAGUCACCCAACACCGUCUUCAUGGUAAACCUGGCAAUCUCAGACCUGCUGCUCAUCAUCUCCUUACCCAUGAGGGUCUAUGUCUACGCAACAGGUAACUGGCCUUUUAGCAGCACAGCGUGCCUCGUUACGGCGGCACUCUUUUACACCAACAUCCGCUCCAGCUCUAUCUUCAUCACCUUCAUCAGCGUGGACCGGCUGCUGGCUGUAGUUUAUCCUCUGAGGUCACGGCAUCUUCGAACCUCAACCAACGCCUGGAAAGGUGUUGGACCCAUUUGGCUGAUUAUGUUGGUGGCAAGUAUCUCAGUGACAGUGAAGCUUUCAGGACGACCCCCACAUAACCACACCUGUUUUGUACCACAUGAUACAAAUGAUACUGCUCCUAAAAUAUCACCAGCUGCUUAUCUUGAUCUGGUGUUAACGUCCUCCCUGCUGGCAGUCAACGUUGUGUGCACUGCUAUGGUGUUGUGGACUCUACGCAGUCAUCUCAGUGAGUCUGCAAAGGUCAAGAACAAGUUGAAUGUAAUGCUGAUUUUUGUGCUUAACUUGCUCAUAUUUACUGUAUGUUUCUUACCCAUGCCAAUUAUUCAGGUUACAGGGUUGCAAAGUUUGCCAAUCACAUGUCUUUCUGCUGUGAACUGCUGCCUGGAUCCACUGUUGUAUUAUUUUUCUUUUGAUGCCUUCUGGAAGAAACAAGAUGUGGAACCAUCAUGAGAACAGUAGAAAAAGAACAUAUUUACAUGAGGUGGUGUCAGAUCUCCAGUGGGAUGUUGCGGUUUUCUUGUUUUCCUGCAAAAUAUGGAGCAUAGAUGUACAUUUGGCGACAAGCUAGACUAUGUGAUGCUUUUACAUUUGUCUUUUAAGUGUGGCCCCUUCAAGGUGUCCCAAAGUCUAACAUAAACCUGCAAGAUCUCGAAUAUGUGACUUUUUUUUUCAUUUUAAAGAUGUUAGAAAACAAUUUUUUUCCUACUUUUUUUAAAAACAGUUUUCUUCAGCUGCUUAUGGGUUCUUAUUUAUUGUACAGAUACGACUCAUCUUCUCAUCAUUUACCAGAAUGUAAAAAGACCUUUGACAUGGUUUAUCAUGUUGCAUUUAAUACUGGUGCUAAUUAUGUUCUCCAUCACCGUGAGCUGUAUGAGGAUGUUGUUGGUCGUCUCUCUCUGUAAAGAGUAACGCCUAAUUGCUGACGUUUGACUCACUCUUAUCUUUAAUGAAAAUCAGUUUUUAAAUGUAAUGUUCUUUUACAUCUAUUGAUUCAUUUGUUUUCAGAUCUUAAAUGCUUUCUUUAUUUUACUUUAAUAUUUUUAUCCAAGUUUCUUACUCUUGUGUGUACAUCUUUAGUUUUCUUACUUGGCUGCAUUGUAGAUGAGGCCUCCACACUUCAAUGUAUUCCAAGUUUAAAUAAAGAUUGUAAACAACGUUUAACCAU